Messenger RNA from Striga asiatica, 579 nucleotides. The record is from the annotation of a GenBank genome assembly. NCBI's taxonomy places the organism in Eukaryota, Viridiplantae, Streptophyta, Magnoliopsida, Lamiales, Orobanchaceae.
AUGAGCAGUUCAAGAGGAAGCUGGAACUCUCGCCGGAACUCCGAGAAUAAUGGUGCUCCAAUGGAGAUGACCUGCAAUUGUAGAGAAAAUGGCUUUGGUUAUUGCGGAUUUUUUAUAUGCAACGAUCCGGAAAUUUGCGAAAGAGCAAAGAAUAUUACACCCGGUUUGCUGGAAAAGUCAAAUAAACAUCAAUAUCAAAUUGAGCAAUACAAGUUGAAGAAUGAUGAAAUGGAAGCUCAGCUCUUGGUGGCAAUGAACAAGGUGAAUGACAUGAACAAUGCAUUGGUUGUGUGUAAGAAUAAGAUCAAAAAAUUAUUGGCUGCUAUAAUUCUUCUCUCAUUGUUGUACCUUCUCCGUAAGCGAUAUCACGUCUUCAAGUGGAUGAAAACAUUAAGUGGUGUGGUGUACAAUCCCAAUGGACAUAUGGUGGAAGCUACUGAACCAACUUGGAACUUCAUUGUGCGUGAAGAAAAGCUAGGCAUGGCUUAUAUGAAGGGAGGUGAACCACUCUUCCCUGAUCUAAAGUCAUAUUCAACGAAGGUCCGGGAGACGAGAGUGAAAAUGAUGACCAUGAAAUAA